CCAAUGGCAACAUUUUGCCGAUUUGACAGCUGUAGCCGGAAGUUAGUUUCUGCUGUCACCAAGUUGUCUAUGUUCAAACUUUAGUUUCCAUCUUUCUUUCGUUUACUGAAUCAGAGGUUAGAAACAUGACUCGCAAACGCCGCAACGGAGGUCGCGCCAAGCACGGCCGUGGCCACGUGAAAGCCGUGAGAUGCACUAACUGCGCUCGCUGCGUCCCUAAGGACAAGGCAAUCAAAAAAUUUGUAAUAAGGAAUAUAGUGGAAGCGGCUGCAGUGAGAGACAUAAACGAAGCCUCCGUAUAUGCCUCAUUCCAGUUGCCUAAGUUGUAUGCUAAGCUUCACUACUGUGUGUCGUGCGCCAUCCACAGUAAAGUGGUCCGUAACAGAUCAAAGAAGGACAGGCGUAUCAGAACACCACCCAAGAGCACCUUCCCACGGGAUAUGGCUCGUCCACAGAAUGUACAGAGGAAGUAAACUUUAAUAAAAAGUAAAAAAAUCCAA
This is a messenger RNA of Galleria mellonella (greater wax moth), 500 nucleotides long. RefSeq names its product 40S ribosomal protein S26 (gene RpS26). Lineage: Eukaryota; Metazoa; Arthropoda; Insecta; Lepidoptera; Pyralidae. Bases 126 to 473 code for a protein of 115 amino acids. The record is from RefSeq and is a predicted model, not a curated record. The transcript has 3 exons. Gene Ontology annotation, biological process: translation. Gene Ontology annotation, cellular component: cytosolic small ribosomal subunit; ribosome. Gene Ontology annotation, molecular function: mRNA binding; structural constituent of ribosome.